Messenger RNA from Siniperca chuatsi (mandarin fish), 2204 nucleotides. RefSeq names its product phosphorylase kinase, gamma 2 (testis) (gene phkg2). The transcript is spliced from 10 exons. Gene Ontology annotation, molecular function: ATP binding; phosphorylase kinase activity; calmodulin binding. The coding region runs from base 267 to 1439 and encodes 390 amino acids. Gene Ontology annotation, cellular component: phosphorylase kinase complex. Gene Ontology annotation, biological process: protein phosphorylation; glycogen biosynthetic process. Lineage: Eukaryota; Metazoa; Chordata; Actinopteri; Centrarchiformes; Sinipercidae. The record is from RefSeq and is a predicted model, not a curated record.
GCCACACUCUGCAACAACAGGCUACAAGCUGUUUCGAGGAAUGUGACUAGAAUGUAAACAGUGCUCAGUUGCUAACUAAUGCUUGUUGACAUUAUCGGUAACUAACGCUAAUUUUGAUACUGUCGUCGCUGAAUCGCAAACAGUUAUGGCUUCACGAUAGAUUCCUCGGGCUGAGAUGGCACUAUUAACGUUAUAUUGAUAGCUUGUUCGCCGUCUCCCUCUUCCUCUUGUCGUUUGAUUGCAUACAUGAUUCAUAUGCUGUCACCAUGACCAAAGACAUCGUUGUUGGUGAUGAAUUACCAGACUGGGUGGGGGCCAAGGAGUUUUACCAGAAAUAUGACCCAAAAGAGGUGAUUGGCAGGGGUGUGAGCAGUGUGGUGCGCAGGUGUGUGCACAGACACACGACUCAGGAGCUGGCAGUGAAGAUCAUUGAGAUCACAGCGGAGAAGAUGACGGCUCAGCAGCUGGAGGAGGUGAAAACGUCUACGCUGAAGGAGAUCCAAGUCCUCAACAUGGUGAAGGGACACUCCUCAAUCAUUACUCUAAUUGAUUCCUAUGAGUCCACAACCUUCAUAUUUUUGGUGUUUGACCUCAUGAGGCGAGGAGAGCUGUUUGACUACCUCACAGAAAAAGUUACUUUGAGUGAGAAGGAAACCAGGAGUAUCAUGCGAGCUCUGCUGGAGGCCGUGCAGUACCUCCACUCCCUCAACAUCGUCCACCGGGACUUAAAACCCGAGAAUGUUCUCCUGGAUGAUCAGGGACACAUCAAACUGUCCGACUUUGGUUUCUCAGUGCAGCUGCAGCCUGGAGAGAAACUUAGAGAGCUUUGUGGGACACCUGGUUAUUUGGCCCCUGAAAUACUGAAAUGUUCGAUGGAUGAAAUGCACACAGGCUAUGGCAAAGAGGUCGAUCUCUGGGCGUGUGGAGUGAUCCUUUUCACCUUGCUGGCCGGCUCACCACCGUUCUGGCAUCGCAAACAGAUGCUGAUGCUGAGGAUGAUCAUGGAGGGUCGCUAUCAGUUCAGCUCCCCAGAGUGGGAUGACAGAUCUGACACUGUGAAAGACCUGAUAUCCAGGCUGCUGGUGGUGGACCCAGCUGUCCGUCUCACUGCUGAGCAAGCCUUAGCACAUCCCUUCUUCAGACAGUACCAGAAGGAGGAUGUGAGGCUCUUCAGUCCCAGAAAGACAUUUAGGGUGUUGAUAGUCAGUGUGCUGGCCUGUAUCAGGAUGUACAGUCGUUACCGCAGGGCUCAGCCGCUGACUCGGGAGGUGCUGGCCAGAGAUCCUUACUCCCUGCGCGGUGUCCGCAAACUCAUCGAUGGCUGCGCCUUCCGUAUCUACGGGCACUGGGUGAAGAAAGGGGAGCAGCAGAACCGAGCCGCCCUCUUUCAGAACACAUCUAAGAUCAUGCUGCUGGGCCUGGAGGACUUUGAAACAUAAAAGGUCAACCUCAUUCCUAACCAAGUUGAUUUUUAUUUAAACAUUUGCUUGUGCUGUCAUGUCAGCGUCUUAUCGCAUUACUGUUUUAAAUUUAAGAUGAGGAAUUCAGGGACUGGGACGUUUGUGUGCCUUAAUGCGCACCAUGUUUCUGCAAGUUAAAGAUAAGCAUGCACAACUUAAUAUUCCUUAUCUGCCCUUUGAUCCAACUUUGUGGCUGUAGCUGAAACUCUUUUAUUCAGGCCAUCAUAUUUGCGGUAACACAUCGCAGUAGGGAACACGUUGCACAAUCUGGUGAUAUAACACAUCGCAUAUUUGUAUAUUAUGUAUAUUUAGGAUUUUACCUGUUGAUCAGCAGUUAUAUAACUGAGGGGAGGAUGUGUUUCUAAGCACUGGCUGGCUGAAGUGGGCAUUAAAGCACUGUGAUUAAUUAUUAAAUAUAAUAAUAAAAUACAAAACGGUAUCAGAGGACAUGUGUGAAACAUUCAAGUACAGUGUUUUGGUUGGUAGAGAAUCAUGUAGCUAUCAUGCAUGCAUACAUUCCUCAAUAGGAAACCCACUUACACUAACUCUGAAAACCAUUUGUGACUGUAUUUUCUAACCAACACCAUUCCCUCCUCAGUUCAUUUUUCAGUUUAAUAAGUGGCACUUUUCCUGAAAGUGCCUGCCUGAGAAAUGUACAUGUAAUUGUACAAAUGCAGAUAUACAUUGUACUGUAUAUGAAGAAAAAAGCUGUUAUUGACAAUAAAACAAAUGUUUGAGUUUGAA